AUGAAGUCUGUCUUCUUUAUUUUCACGAGCAUUACGAUUGUCUACGGGUUGAAAAAAACGAUCGCGCCAAAAUUUUUAGCGAAAGCCGGCGAAUACGAAUAUGGGGUAAGGAUAUUUCUGACGCAUUAUAACGGCCGUUUCAGUACAAUCUCAAUUUAAACAUCCCUAUUGAGAAGCUGGCGGAAUACUGCAGAUAUCAUGGAUGGCAACCGGCCGCGAUCCCCAGCCAGCUAUACAAUGAUGUUGUCGAAAGUAAGUAAUGAAGUUGAGAAUCUUAGGACGCAUCUAUACAACAAAUCGCGACCAAGAAAUGGACCAUUUUACGAGGGCUUAGGUUGGCUUAAAAAGGGCUUUGAGGCUUUUCAAAAUAGACAAGGCUGGUUGCAAAGUUGGAAACAGAAGAGUUGGAAAACAGGAGCCAUAUUUUUGUAAACGCAAUUUCGUUUCAGAAUUCCUAGAAAAAGUGGUUAGCAGCAACGCCGAGGCUGGCAUUGGUCUAGAGUACAGCAACGGACAAUUCAGAUGGCUGGAUGGCUACACGCCGUUUGGGUUCGACAACCGCAACGACAAAACAACCCCACCAGUCCGCAAACUCUACACCAUGUACUUGAAUACUGGAAUCAGUUCUGGACGGUGGAAUUACUUGAAUCCGACUUAUCAGAUUCAGAUCGGGAUCUGCAGCCGGAUCCGAUGA
Bursaphelenchus xylophilus (pine wood nematode) is the source of this 694-nucleotide messenger RNA. Lineage: Eukaryota; Metazoa; Nematoda; Chromadorea; Rhabditida; Aphelenchoididae. The record is from the annotation of a GenBank genome assembly.